Messenger RNA from Amoebophrya sp. A25, 1007 nucleotides. The record is from the annotation of a GenBank genome assembly. NCBI's taxonomy places the organism in Eukaryota, Dinophyceae, Syndiniales, Amoebophryaceae.
AGACUAAGCAAGUAGAGCUAGGAGACGAGAGAGUGACUCCCGUGGACUAGAGCCAGGUCUUUUUGAUUAUUCCAACAUCAGAUUCAUCAAAAGAUGCGUUGCUUGCUUGCUCUUUUUGCUUUCUUGGCUCCUUGCAUGGUCGUCGCACGCCGUGUGGAAGUCGACGAGCAUGGCAAUACCAGAGUCAUUGGGAAUAUCGGAAACAGGACGAAGAAAAUGUUCGAGUCGCCCUUCUUGGAACCCGCUCAAAGCUCGCCAGAUGAAGUUGCUGUGGAAAGUCGCAAGGGUGCUGUGGAAAGCCGUGAGACUGCCCCAGAAAGCCGUGAAGUUGCCCCGGAAAGCCGUGAGGAAGAUAUUGACGAUCUCGAUAUGGAUGACGAUGAGCAGGACAACUACGAGUACCAAUCUCCAGGUGCACCGGGUGUUGCUGGCGACCCUGUCGUGGGCUCGUUCAUGGAGGAGGCGAACACAACAACUUACACGCAGAAGCAGGCUGUCGGCAGCGGGGUAUUUUUGAGUGCUCAAAUUUAUAUAGAUAUUUUUCAAAUGCCUUUUCCUGUUGCUUUUCUACUCUGAUGCUACAUUUUGUGAUGGCAGUCAGAAUCGUGAUGAUCUUCCUUUUUAUCCAGCUGACUUAUGGAUCCACCAUGAUCUGCGUCACUAUCCUUUUUCUCAAUGCUUUCAUCAUUUGAGCAGCCAUCAAAAUUGGGAACCUUGAACUUAAUCAGGUAUGGCUCAGCGCAGAGGAUGCGGAGAAGCUGCGCAAAUUGGUGAAUUUAAUAGACGUUGAGAAAAUGCGCAGUGUCGGAGAGGGUUUGGUCGUUUUGGCUAAUGCAUUCGGAGGAGGAGCUGGGGUUUUGAAUGAAGCAAAUACCGGCAACGGAAACGCCGAGACCGCAAGCGGGAACGAAAUAGCCGGGUCCGAGGCGAGUGCUGAUUCACCGGCUUUGCAGCCAAAUAAUGACGUCGAAACGGCCGAUUCAGAUACGAUCGGGGAGAAGCAUUAA